Molecule: messenger RNA, 3822 nt
Organism: Stegodyphus dumicola
Lineage: Eukaryota; Metazoa; Arthropoda; Arachnida; Araneae; Eresidae
Product: PHD finger protein 21A-like
Source: RefSeq, a predicted model, not a curated record
AUGCUGAGGAAAUAUAGUACAAGUAGUGGAAGUCGCAGGUGGCCUGUACAUGUUUUUUACAACGUCCUUGACAUUGCUGAACUCAGUGCUUGGAUUAUAUUCAAAGAAUCCUUGGGCACCUCUAUUUCUCGUCGAGAAUUUAUUCUUGCACUCGUGGAAGAACUACGAGUUGGUGCACUAUGCAACAGAUGCCCCCCGAUUGCUCAAAUACGGACACUUAAACGAAAGAAAUGUGCAUUUCAAAGUUGCAAGGGACAAAACAAGACUGUUGUCGGUUGUGAGGGAUGCCAGAAACCAAUUUGUGGUAAAUGUGUUGCUGUCGCUGUCAGCGUUCAUAUUGUAUCACCUGCGAAACAAGUUGUCGAAGAUCUGAGGAAAAACUUGGAGAAAAAGCAGUCUUGUCCAUAUUCUUGUUCUAACAGCAUGUCUGGAUUUCCAGCUGCUACAAAUACACACAGUCUUCAAACAUCAAAUCAAGAAAUAAGAAUGGUAUGCUGUGCACAGAAGUGUCCAAUGGCAAAUCACAAGAUAGCAACAACGACUGUAGCAACAAAGCCAGUUGCAAAUUGUGUCAAUACAGUACGCCAAACAGUGCCUCCUACGAUCAAUAAUAUUGCCACCCCAACAGCUACAUUUACAUUCAAAGCUCCAGUGGGUACAGUUGUCCUGCCAAAUUGUUCAACAGCCAAUGCUUUGUUGUCAUCUAAGGUUGCUGAACAUCAAAAGGUGCAUCCGGUUCUUGUGGUGCCGUCUCCGUCCAACCGUAGUGUUGAUGGACCACAGACAGGGGUUUUACUUAAUCUGGUACCACCACCAAUCAGAGUGCCUCAGUAUCCUCCGCCAUUGCCUCGCACACCUGCUCCUAUUAAAACACAAAUUGUGAGUAACUGCAUACCAGUGACAACAAAUGCUCCAACUCCAAUUCCAUCUAGCUUAGACAAUAGUACAGAUCCCGCCUCAGGAAGUUCUACAGCAAGUACUUCUCCUGUGAACUCAGUUGAAAAAUUUCAACCACCGCCCAGUCCUGAGAAGAUAAAUAACAAAAUAGAUCAGAAAAAAAAGGAAUUUAUCACUGCCUUAGGUCUUGUUACUCGAGAUUCAUUAUCUGAUAUCAAGAACAAAAAACUGGAACGAAAACGGAGAUCAACUGCUAAUCCUCAGUUUUCAAAUGCUGCUCUUGAAGAAAAAUGGCGCAUUGCAGCUGCUGCUCAAGCAUCAGUAGUUCCACAGAAAAGACCUAGAGGUCGUCCUCGUUUGGAGAACAAAGUCGUAGUCUCUGCUUCUAGUGGAAUGAAUCCAGUUACUCCAAAUGGAAUAAAUCCUGUAACUGAUAAUGUUAAAGCAUGUGAAGUGUCUCCUCCUCCUCCUCCUCUGAAUAACAGUUCCGUCAAUUCUUCAGUUUCAUCCAGUUCUUCUCCUCUUAAUGAUACUCCUACUAUAGUUAAUGGAAUACUUAGGCAAACAGCAAACUCUGAUGAAGGAAAGAACGUAGAACAGAUGCUCUCAGGAUUAUGUAUUGUGUGUACGCAACCUGGUGAUCUCGUGAAGUGUGAUACAUGUGCAAAGCAACAACAUCCUGGUUGCAUGCAACCACCAGUAAUUGCACCACCACAGAUUCCAUGGCAGUGUAGUGAUUGCCAAUCUAGAACUGUCUCAUUAACUGUAGUUCAGAGUUAUGAUGUGCUUAAAGCAGCUAAAGAAGAUGAGAAAAAGAAACUUUUAAAGAAAAGCUUGGAAUUAAGGCUAAAAAGAUCACAGCUUGAAAGUAGGCUUCUUCAGCUAAGGGAAUUAUCUAAUAAACAAAAAAAUCGACAAUCAGAACUUCAGACUUCCUUGAAAGGAAUCGAAAUUCUUUUGGAACGUAUACACAGCGUGAUAAAUGGUGUGAGACUAUGCUCUUGAUGUUCCUUUUUCAUAUGUAAUUUUCAUGUGCCAAUUCAGGUGCUUUUAUUCUGUCUUACAUUCAUAGCAUCAGUUCCUGGAGCUUAGUAUACCUGGUCUUUGGCUGGGUAGAGUCAUGUGGUGCAGCUACAAAUAUAAAAGAAACACUGAAGUGUGAUGCCAUACAGAAUUGUAUAUAAAUGAAAAUAUUUCUGAAGAAAGUUCAAAUGCUCUCACUUAUUUAUUUAAAUCGCACUGUCCAUUAUGCAGGUCUGCGUGUUUUCCUGAGACAUUAACUACUCUUCAAAAGUACCUGUUGACAUUUUGUAUAUAUAUACAUGAUAUCAUAUGUGUAAAGGUUUAUGCGUUUAGGCUGUUGAUGAAUUUUGAUUUUCCAUUCCCAUGCAUGUUUGAAAGAUUUUUCUAUUAACUGUGAUGAUUUUUUUCCCCUUUCCUGUAUAAUUAAUGAACUAUUUAAAGCUAAAGCUACUGGAAAUAUAGCUGUUCACAUUGUGAUCAUGUAUGAAAUCUUAAAUUUAUUUUAUUUUAAAUUCAUACAUUAUUCCCAAAUAAAAAAGUGAAUAUUAUUAUAAAAUGAAUUUGGCAUUACUAAAAUUUUCUCACAUAUAUAAAAAGUAUGAAUUUUUCUUAAUUUGCAUGAUGUAUAUAAUGUGAUUGACAUGCAGAUAUAUGUUUUAAUUUUCAAUAAAUAAAAUUAUGAUUUUCCUUCCCAUAAAAUGAAUUUCAUGAUACACAUAUUAAAUGUUAUUAUUUGUAUGAUAUUGUUUUGUUUUAUAAUUCUAGCAUGUGGUUUGAAUAUGUGUAGUAUAACUGUAUAUUAUAAUUCUUUAGGUAAUAUAUAUCUAAACUCUUAUGCCAGCUUUUUGAAGCUAUCUCAUUUCUAUACCUUCAGAAUUUCACAUAGAAUUCUGUGACUUCUGCAGUUGGUGCUACCAUUUUUAGAUUUAAUAGCUUAAUCUAAAAAUUGUAGAGUUUUAUUUUCCAUUGUAAAUAAGCACAGUGUAAAUAUAUAUAUAUAUGUAGAAUAAGGGAGGGAGGGAGAGAUCUGAAUCUUGAAAAUGUAUAAAAGAGUAAUUGCUGAAAAAUUCAUUGUUAGCUUCUAUAUUUUAUAGUUAUGUUUAAUUGAAGUAGCAGAUAUAUGAAAUUUAUUUACAUGGUUUGUACACUUCUAAAAAGUAUUUUAGGAAAAGCCAUCUUCAUGAAAAAUGUGUAAUGAGAACUUUUACAUAUUAAACCUCAUACAAGUCAUGGAAGUACAGUGUAUAUUAAUUCAUGUUUUUUUCCCCCUUUAUUGAUAAUAAGAUAGUAUAUAUUGUGUGACUUUUCAUUAAAUGUAUUUAAGCAUUAUGUCUAAAGGUUGGGGGGGGGAAUUGCCUUUCAACUGAACUAUAUUUACAUGAAAUGCUGCUCUGAUUCUUUUCAGACUUGAUUAUAAUUCUUUGUAUGUGUUUUUGCUUUCAGCCAAAUAUUUUUGAGAAAAAACACUUUUUGAAUUAUCUAGGUUCAGAGUUUUUGCCCAUUUUGAUAAAUUUAAAACUCGAUUUACUUAAUUCUAAAUAGAUUUUAUUCACUUUGCUCUAAAUUUAUAAAAUGCAUUGAUUAUAUAGAUUAUAUAAAACCUAAGAUUUAAAAUUGCUACAUAGUUCAGCAGUGAACAAUAUGUGCAGUGUGUUGUCAUCCAACAGCCAUUAUAGUCUGGCAAUUUAUGAUUGUUUUUAAUCCUUCAAAUACAGCUAAACAAUGCAUAUUCAUUUUAAAUUGAUUUUAUUCACAUUAUCAGUUUUAUUCACUUCACAAUAGCCCACCAGCGGCCGAGCGGUAAAGACGCUGAACACUGGUAGUUCGGUCCGAGUUUCGAAUCCCGCGAACGGGCUGGCUGCAUGGGCGUUUUCGUGGUUUUCCCCGUGUGUAACAUGUAUA